This is a messenger RNA of Thecamonas trahens ATCC 50062, 723 nucleotides long. RefSeq lists its product as uncharacterized. The record is from RefSeq and is a predicted model, not a curated record. The coding region runs from base 115 to 579 and encodes 154 amino acids. The transcript is spliced from 2 exons. NCBI's taxonomy places the organism in Eukaryota, Apusomonadida, Apusomonadidae.
UCAUCUCGUCUCCUGCCCGUCUCUCCCACGCUCACCCUCAUUCCAUCCACCACCACCUUGCACACACACACACACACACACACACACACACACACAAACACACGCGCGCGCGCCAUGUUCCGGACACCCCUCACUCGCCUGUCGACCCAAUGCAUGACACGGGCGGUGUCGGGAAGGCCGGUGCCGAAGCGGGUGCGGCAGCUGCGUGACGCCUCGCCGUCGUCGCGGGUACCGGUGAGCGACUCGUCGUGGUUCUCCUUUGGCUCGGCAGUGAGUCAUGCGCUGGCCGUGGUGGCCGGCAUGGGCAUUAUGGUAUGGUAUGACUCGCUCGCCCCGGAGGCCUCGUUGCCGGAACAGAUGAAGGGCAUCCUUCCGCGACUGCUGGAUCGGGACACGUUGGGCGAUGAUGGCUUUGAGUCGGACUCGGUCCUCAACUCGGCGUUCAAGACGUACAUUCCCUCAGUCUUUGACGACGAUGAGGAAAACGAGGCCCACGAGGCUGUCCGCGACCGCCUCAAGGCACAUAUGCCGCGCUUCUUCCACGACGACGACGACGACGAUGACGACGAUGACGAUUAGUGACGCUACAGACGGAGCAAGUGGGUAGCGGCAAGGGUGGCGCGAUUGAUGACAAGUUUCUCGAUUACCAUCCCAUUUGCCAGCUACCUAGGACGCACGUUCGGUGCUCAUUGGUCCAUACGUAAAGCGGCAGGGUGGGAGGGA